Ostertagia ostertagi is the source of this 7653-nucleotide messenger RNA. The record is from the annotation of a GenBank genome assembly. NCBI's taxonomy places the organism in Eukaryota, Metazoa, Nematoda, Chromadorea, Rhabditida, Trichostrongylidae.
AUGGCCGGCGAGGGCGACCCACCGCCCGACCUCAAUAACCGGCAGGGCGAGGGUAGUGCGAGUGCGAGUUUUCUUCGAGCCGCUCGUGCCGGAAAUCUCGACAAGGUGUUGGAACUGUUGCGCGGCGGGACCGACAUCAACACAUGCAAUGCCAACGGUCUGAAUGCUUUGCAUCUAGCAUCGAAAGAGGGUCACAGCGAGGUCGUACGAGAAUUACUCAAGCGGGGCGCUCAUGUCGACUCUGCUACCAAGAAGGGCAACACCGCUCUGCACAUCUCUUCACUAGCUGGUCAAUCACUAAUAGUCACAAUACUUGUCGAAAAUGGAGCUAAUGUCAAUGUUCAAUCACUCAACGGGUUUACACCGUUAUAUAUGGCUGCACAGGAGAAUCACGAAGAUGUGGUCCGAUUCCUCCUUUCACAUGGCGCUAAUCAAGCGCUUUCCACUGAGGAUGGUUUCACUCCACUAGCGGUUGCACUACAGCAAGGUCAUGAUCGAGUCGUCGCAGUGCUUCUCGAAAAUGAUGCCCGUGGGAAAGUCCGUCUACCGGCUCUCCAUAUCGCAGCCAAGAAGGACGACAUCCGUGCGGCAACGUUACUGCUCCAGAACGAGCAUAACGCUGAUGUCACAUCGAAAUCAGGAUUUACACCGUUGCACAUUGCUGCUCAUUAUGGUAACGAAAAUGUCGCACAGCUUCUUAUCGAUAAAGGCGCUAACGUUAACUAUCAAGCACGACAUAACAUCAGCCCACUUCAUGUUGCCACAAAGUGGGGUCGGACGAAUAUGGUUGAACUGCUUCUUAAGCAUGGGGCAAUUAUCGACUCACGAACACGAGAUCUACUUACACCUCUUCACUGCGCUUCCCGAAGUGGACACGAUCAAGUAGUCGAUCUUUUACUCGAAAAAGGUGCCCCGAUCAGCGCCAAAACGAAGAAUGGAUUGGCUCCGUUACACAUGGCUGCUCAAGGUGAUCACGUUGAUUCCGCGAGAAUUCUGCUCUAUCAUCGAGCUCCAGUCGACGAUGUCACGGUGGACUAUUUAACACCAUUGCACGUAGCAGCUCAUUGCGGACACGUCAGAGUUGCCAAACUACUCUUGGAUAGAAACGCGGAUCCAAAUGCACGUGCGUUGAACGGAUUCACACCGUUACAUAUAGCGUGUAAGAAGAACAGGAUAAAGGUUGUGGAAUUACUACUCAAAUAUCAUGCAUCAAUUGAAGCUACUACAGAAUCUGGCCUAUCACCACUUCAUGUCGCUUCUUUCAUGGGAGCUAUCAAUAUCGUCAUUUACCUACUUCAGCAGGGUGCAAAUCCGGAUGUGGCAACUGUCCGCGGUGAAACACCCCUGCAUCUGGCAGCACGUGCAAAUCAGACAGACGUUGUACGUGUUCUCAUCAGGAACGGAGCCAAGGUGGAUGCGCAAGCUCGAGAACUUCAAACACCAUUGCAUAUUGCAAGUCGAUUGGGUAACACUGAUAUUGUCGUCCUGCUGCUUCAAGCGGGAGCGAACCCUAAUGCUGCUACUCGUGAUCAGUACACUCCUCUUCAUAUUGCUGCAAAGGAGGGUCAAGAAGAAGUGGCAGCUAUCCUGCUCGACCACAAUGCUGAAAAGAAUGUACUGACGAAAAAAGGAUUUACGCCUCUCCAUCUGGCCAGCAAAUACGGAAAUGUCGAGGUAGCGAAAUUGCUACUGGAGCGUGGUACACCAGUAGACAUCGAAGGAAAAAAUCAAGUCACUCCUCUGCACGUGGCCGCUCAUUAUAACAACGACAAGGUCGCGAUGCUUCUACUCGAACACGGAGCAUCAGCCAAGGCAGCGGCAAAAAAUGGUUACACGCCACUGCACAUCGCGGCUAAGAAGAACCAAAUGGAAAUCGCCGGGACACUGUUACAGUAUCAUGCUGAUCCAAACGCGAAAUCAAGAGCUGGCUUCACGCCUCUGCAUUUGGCUGCUCAGGAAGGUCAUCGCGAAAUGUCUGCUCUUCUUAUUGAGAAUGGAUCGGACGUUGGUGCCAAGGCUAACAACGGUCUGACAGCCAUGCAUUUGUGCGCCCAAGAGGAUCGCGUUCCUGUUGCUGAAGAAUUGGUGAAACACAACGCCGAUGUGAACAGUCAGACGAAUGCCGGCUACACACCACUUCAUGUUGCUUGCCACUUUGGGCAGUUGAACAUGGUCCGUUUCCUUGUUGAACACGGUGCAAAUGUUGGCGAAACUACUCAUGCGAGCUACACACCAUUACAUCAAGCUGCACAACAAGGUCACAAUCACUGUGUGCGCUAUCUACUUGAGCACGGUGCAUCGCCGAAUGCCCAAACAACGAACGGACAAACACCGCUGUCGAUUGCCCAACGGCUAGGCUAUGUUUCUGUCGUGGAAACAUUGAAAACAGUGACGGAAACGACAGUCAUCACCGAAACAACAACUGUAGCCGAUGACCGUUACAAGCCACAGAAUCCUGAGGCGAUGAAUGAAACAAUGUUCUCGGAAAGCGAAGACGAAGGUGCCGCUGCAGAACAUGAAGCCGCCACUGCUCACGUAAAGGACUUCUCCGACACGCUUACACAAGGCUUGGCCGAUUCGACGGGAGUGCACAUGAUUCACACCGGCGAACAGCUAUUGUCGAAGAGCGCUGAGUUCGAUGGAAGCACCCCGAGAAUAGCGACCGUAGCAACGGUCGAUGGACCCGACAAGUUAGAUGAACUUAUCCGAAAGGCACAGGCUCAACCAAUGCAUACCGCGGUCAACGACACUUCUGUUUUGGAUCGCUCAUUCACUGCCAAUGACAAUGUACCCAUUGGGCAUAAUGUGGCCCAACCCAGCUUCUUGAUCUCAUUUCUGGUAGAUGCUCGAGGUGGAGCUAUGCGUGGAUGCCGCCAUUCUGGUGUGCGAAUUAUUAUUCCACCACGCAAAGCCAGCCAACCAAUUCGGGUCACGUGCCGCUAUCUCAGAAAGGAUAAGCUAGCCCAUCCACCGCCUCUCAGUGAAGGCGAGGAACUGGCUUCGAGAAUACUUGAGAUGGCACCAGCUGGUGCCAAGUUCCUCGGACCAGUCAUCCUAGAAGUUCCACAUUUCGCAUCUCUUCGGGAUCGCGAACGUGAAAUAGUCAUCCUGCGUUCUGAUGACGGCCAACACUGGAAGGAGCACCAGCUCGAAGCUACAGAAGACGCAGUACAGGAGGUGCUCAACGAGUCGUUUGACGCGGAAGAAUUGGCUCAGCUUGAUGAUCUCCAUACUCCAAGAAUCACCCGUAUACUCACGAAUGAUUUCCCUAUGUACUUUGCUGUAGUUACACGAGUUAGACAAGAGGUUCACUGCGUUGGACCAGAAGGAGGUGUGAUCAUGUCAUCGGUGGUGCCUAGAGUACAGGCAAUCUUCCCAGAUGGGUCGUUGACGAAGACGAUCAAGGUAUCAGUACAAGCACAACCUGUUCCGCAAGAUAUGGUCACCCGGCUUCAUGGUAACCGUGUGGCGGUCUCACCGAUUGUGACUGUCGAACCACGUCGCAGGAAAUUCCACAAACCUAUCACACUCUGUAUCCCCCUCCCACAAAGCAGCAACAAGGGAAUGCUAACACAGUAUUCCGGACAGCCUGGUCAAGAGCCGCCAACUCUUCGUCUUCUCUGCUCAAUCACUGGAGGCUCGGCUCCUGCACAAUGGGAGGACAUUACUGGUACAACCCAGCUUACAUUCACUGGGGAUGAGGUCUCGUUCACCACAACAGUGUCGGCUCGAUUCUGGCUGAUGGACUGUCAGACUCCUCGAGAUGCUGCAAGAAUGGCUCAAGAGGUCUACAACGAAGCCAUUUGUAUUCCAUACAUGGCGAAAUUUGCUGUGUUUGCUAGAAGAACAUUCCCUGUUGAGGGUCAACUGAGAGUGUUCUGCAUGACUGAUGACAAAGAGGACAAGACUCUCGAGAAACAAGAACAUUUCAAGCUAAUAGCAAAGUCACGUGAUGUUGAGGUGCUAAAGGGCAAACACCAGUUCCUUGAAUUCGCUGGAAAUCUUGUACCAGUGACGAAGAGUGGUGAUCAGCUGAGUCUGUAUUUCCUGCCCUUCCAGGAGAAUCGCCUUGCGUUCAUGGUCAAGACUCGCAAUAAGGAUGAUACAGAGGCAUCUACCGAAGGAAGAAUAGCCUUUAUGUCUGAACCUAAGAUCCGUUCUGAAUCGCUACCUCCUCAGCAACCAAUUUGUACUCUUGCCAUUUCCUUACCAGAAUACACCGGUGAGACCCCGAAAAUUGUGGUGAAGAAGGAUACAACGCCAUUCGAAGUGAAAUAUCGUGGCGUACUGGAUAAAGAGUUGCCCGACUAUGUGCACACCAAUGUAAUAAAAGGCGUUGGCGCAGACUGGCAGCGAUUAGCACGCGCCCUCGAACUUCCACAUAGAGAUAUUCAAUAUAUUCGUCAGCAUUAUCCGGGCAAGGAAAUUACGAACGUGCUAAAGAUAUGGAUUCAUUUGAAGAAAGAAGAAGCCAGCCCUGAGCGCUUAGAUAAUGCGUUACGUCGUAUUGGACGUGAUGAUAUUGUCCGCAGUAUCGCGCACGGCGAACCAGACUCACUCAGUUAUGGAAACGGAAGCGACUCACCAGCCAGCAAACGAUUCGAUCCACCAAAAUAUGUCGAUCUGCCACCCACCAUCAUCCAAAGGACGUUUGACGCACCAGCAGCUGUUAGCCGGCACACAAUUCAACAUGAGGAGGCUAUGAUAGAGCAUCCAGCUAAAGAGGUGAUUUCUACCGGUUCUGCUGGUUACGAAUACACUCCAAAACUUCCGACUGCGGCACAUGUGGAGACGUUAGUUGAGGAACCGGAAAGGGCUAAGGCCACGAUUCCAGAAGAAGAAGAAACCGUCUCAGAAGUUCGAACAGUUGUUCGGACUGAACGCCAUGUGCAUGACACCGAGGAUGGUCCCGUAGUGGAAGAACGAACAAUUACCACCACAUAUGAGGAUGAUGUAGCGGUAAACGAGCACAUUGUGGACCGAACCGUGCCACUCAACGAAGAGGAGCACAGAAAAUGGGAGGAACUGAAUCGCCUAGCUGGUCAUAAAGCUUACAUUAACGAAGGACAAGAGGAGCCGUUACCGGAAGGAAUGGCGCAGGAAGUUGAUACGGAAAAGUAUACGGAACCCGAUGGCACAGUAGUUACCACGACUACGAUCACCAGCCAUUACACUUCGCAGUCGCCCGCCCCUAUCUCUGAGGAGGACGAAGAGGACGAGGACGCCGUGCAAGUCGGGUUUUUCCAUCCUGCAAGUGUCGCACCGCUUCUGGAAGCUGAAGAAUCGGAAGAAGGAGUGCCUAUUCCUGUAACCAUUGAAACUGAGCCUGCGGGAACAGCCGAGCAAGAGGUCGGUGACGCUGAACGUGUACUUUCUAAACUCCUACUAUCACUUCGCGGGCUGAAAAUGGCAGCGCCAGAUCGCUAUAGUGCUGCUGUCAGUCGACUGAGAGAUUUGGAAGAAGAACUAAGGACGGCCGGAGCAGUAACGCCUGCGGAUCCACAAGUCGCCGACGCUGUUGCUAGAGCACUCGCCGCUGCAGGAACUGAACGUGAUCUACAAAUCAGAGUGAACCAGAGCAGGCAUACAACUACGACGAAGACGGUGUAUGAGACGGAAACGCCUGGCAUGGUUGGAUUGGAGCCAGAUAAGAUUCGUGAACUUCAUCAGCAGAUGCUGAGCAGCCUAACAUCUGGUGCACCGGACGCAACUCCUGAAUCCGGAACGACACAGAAGAAAGAAACAGCUGAGGAAGGGUUUACAAAUGAAGAUGGCUCGGUAGUUGUCUCGAAAAAGAUGACUCGCGUGGUCACAACAACUAAGACUACUCUUCCUGGUGAAGGCGAACAAGCUCCUGAGUCACCAACAGCCACGUACGGCUCGGUGCGUGAAAGGAUAGCACGAUUUGAAUCACUGCAAGAUGGACAAGUAAAGAAGACGUCACCCGAGAGACUAUCAGUCGAUAUCGUCGUUACACCGGGGACUCCGGUACCCGAAUUGGAAUCAGAUCAUGAAGAUAUCACCCAAGAGCCUCUCAGUCCCUCCAUAGAAUCGGAGGUAUCUCAGGCUGAGGUGAAAAGUUCACCUUCAUAUAACGGUGAAGAUUUUAUGACAAGAUCGCAAGAAGAAACACAGCAACAACAGAAAAAAGCAGUCGAGGAGGCAGAUAGGAAACCUCCAGACGAUAAAACAACUAUCGCAAAGGGAAUAGUAACAGUUUUCGAUGAGCAGCCCAGAACGUUCAUUGAAAGAACUAUAGAAGAAAUAGUCCAGCUAGAGGAACGAUCCGAAUCUCCUCAAGAUAUUUUGGAAGGAGGGCGCCUAGAGGAACAGACAAAGCCUAGUGAAGAGCAACUUGUUGCGCUUCCGCAGGAACAGGUAGCACCCGAAACCAAAAAAUUUGACGAAAAUCUAUAUGAUGAAGGAACACCGAUGUCAGCGGAAUAUACCCCUCCAGUAGACAUGACUAGAACGAAGGAGGAAAUAGCUGAUCUAUCCUUGGAAGAUCAAGAAUAUCGUACUGUUAAGAAAACGGUUACCACAAUCACCACUACCCGCUAUAUGGAACUACCGGAUGCUGCAACGGCAGAAGAAGAGGAAGUGAAGUCUACGGAGCCGCCAUCAAAAUACGAACAACCUUACGAAAUCGCGGAGGAAAUUCCUGCUGUGACAAAGACAGUCACUACGGUCACCACAACACGAUUAAUAGAAAUACCAGAGAUGACUCGCACGGAACCAGCAGAAUCUCCUGUUGCAGCAUUGGAGGGUGAGGAAUAUCCGAUCGUAACAGAAACCGUCACGACGACUACUCGAUACGAGAUGGAGAGUCCUGAAGAGUUCGAGAAACGAAUAGAGGAAGAACCUCGCAAGCCAGCAGAAUCUCCUGUUGCAGCACCGGAGGGUGAAGAGUAUCCGAUCGUAACAGAAACCGUCACGACGACUACUCGAUACGAGAUGGAGAGUCCUGAAGAGUUCGAGAAACGAAUAGAGGAAGAACCUCGCAAGCCAGCAGAAUCUCCUGUUGCAGCACCGGAGGGUGAGGAGUAUCCGAUCGAAGAACCUCCCAAACCAGCAGAAUCUCCUGUUGCAGCACUGGAGGGUGAGGAAUAUCCAAUCGUUACGGAAACGAUCACCACCACCACUCGAUACGAAAUGGAGCGUCCUGAAGAAUACGAGAAGCGAAUGGAGGAAGAACCUCCCAAACCAGCAGAAUCUCCAAUCACUGCCGCUGAACCACCGGAGGGUGAGGAAUAUCCAGUCGUUACGGAAACGAUCACCACUACCACUCGAUACGAAAUGGAGCGUCCUGAAGAAUACGAGAAGAGUUCGAAACCGAAAUAUGAGGAAGAACCUCGCAAUGCCCAGAAUCCUCCAAUCAGAUGCCGAACGGAAGGUAUCCAGUUCGUAACAGAGACCGUCACCCCCCCCUCGAACGAGAUGGAGACGUUCCAAGUAAGAAUACGAGAAGCGCAUGGAGGAAGAAUCCUCGCAACCAGCAGAAUCUCGCUGUUGCCACUGGAGGGUGAGAAGUAUGCCAAUCGUUACGGAAACGAUCACCACUACCGCUCGGAUCGGAAGCAUGAGCGUCCUGAGAAUACGAGCGCACUGGAGGAAGAACCUCCCCACCAGCAGAAUCUCCUGUUGCAGCACUGG